CUUCACCGAGAUCCGCCGAACUCGGCAACCUCAUCCUCCUCGCUGCUCUGUUCCCCACGGCAAUUCUCCUUCGCCCCUUUCUUGCGCAGACGUCCGUGCUCUUAAUCGUGUUUUUCCGUGCCAACUGUACACUCAGGGACCCUGUUUGGCCCAGCUCCCUUCUGGCUUGUCGCGCAAAAAUUUUUCAGAAGCAUUUUUCUUUUUUUUUAAAGCUGUGGCCUCAAUAUGUCACAAGAGCAGCCUCUACCGUUCGUAUACCAGUUCGCUGCAGGAGCAGUGGCUGGUAUAUCUGAAAUUCUCGUAAUGUAUCCAUUGGAUGUUGUGAAGACGAGAGUUCAGCUUCAAGAAGGCGCCGGCGCAGGAGAGGAGGCAUACAAAGGCAUGGUAGACUGCUUCCGCAAAAUUAUUAAAAAUGAAGGUUUCUCCCGUCUAUAUCGUGGAAUCACGGCCCCUAUUCUGAUGGAGGCCCCAAAGCGAGCGACUAAAUUCGCUGCAAAUGACAGUUGGGGCUCCUUUUAUCGAAACCUUUUCGGUAUGGAGAAGACGAACCAACCUCUCGCGGUCCUCACUGGCGCCACCGCUGGUGCCACGGAAUCGUUCGUCGUCGUUCCCUUUGAGCUCGUCAAGAUUCGUCUACAGGACAAAGCAUCCGCCGGUAAAUACAGCGGAAUGCUUGACGUAGUGAGCAAAAUAGUGAAGCAGGAAGGCCCUCUUGCGUUAUACAAUGGUCUUGAAUCUACACUUUGGCGUCAUAUUCUUUGGAACGCUGGAUACUUCGGUUGUAUUUUCCAGAUCCGCUCCCAAUUACCGCAGCCAGAACCAGGAAACAAGACCCAGCAGAUGCGAAAUGACCUGAUCGCAGGUUCAAUUGGGGGAACUGCUGGAACCCUUGUGAAUACUCCGAUGGAUGUCGUCAAGUCCCGCAUCCAAAACAGCCCAAAGACUGCCGGGUCAGUGCCAAAGUACAACUGGGCAUGGCCAGCUCUAGGCACCAUUAUGAGGGAAGAAGGUUUCGGGGCGCUUUAUAAGGGAUUCACUCCUAAGGUGCUAAGACUUGGUCCCGGUGGAGGAAUUCUUCUUGUUGUUUUCACCACUGUCACAGACUUCUUUCGGAAGUUGAGAGGGGAGUAAAUAUGAGUUGUAUCUCUCAUUUGACCCUCUUUCUCCCUUACCGUGACGACCGAAUUCGCAAAUGUUUUGGAAUUUUACUGGGACAGACGCCAUCCUAGCGAGUUCGUGUUUUAAGACAAUAUAGAGGAGCAGUGGUGGGGGUUGGCCUAA
Molecule: messenger RNA, 1281 nt
Organism: Histoplasma capsulatum G186AR
Lineage: Eukaryota; Fungi; Ascomycota; Eurotiomycetes; Onygenales; Ajellomycetaceae
Product: mitochondrial 2-oxodicarboxylate
Exons: 5
Coding region: 226-1131 (301 amino acids)
Biological process (GO): mitochondrial ATP transmembrane transport; mitochondrial ADP transmembrane transport
Cellular component (GO): mitochondrial inner membrane
Molecular function (GO): ATP:ADP antiporter activity
Source: RefSeq, a predicted model, not a curated record